This is a messenger RNA of Clonostachys rhizophaga, 915 nucleotides long. The record is from the annotation of a GenBank genome assembly. Lineage: Eukaryota; Fungi; Ascomycota; Sordariomycetes; Hypocreales; Bionectriaceae.
AUGGUCGGCCCAGCAGUCGAGAUUGCAGCUCGGGUGGGCGCCAGCUGCGCGGCCAACGAUGGCGGCUCCUUUUACGUCUGCGAGGGCAAAGAGGUCGAGUUCAUCGGGUGCUGCACCGUCGACCCGUGCAAAACAUCCAACGGAAACUGCCCCCGCGAGAGUCUCAGAAACACCACCUACAGCGUCACCGCCCACGACCUGAUCCCUCCGCAAUUGUGUGUCAGUAGCGAUGCCAACGACCAGUGGUGGACCUGCGGCUUCGUCAAGCCCCCCUUCAUGGGCUGCUGCGGCAUCAAUGUCUGCCAGAACGAAGGAUGUCCGGCGGACAAGCUGACCAGUGCCAAACUGAACCCCGACUUCGAGAAAUCCAAGAUCUUCCGGACCGAGGACUCCAACAGCAACAAGCUCUCCAAGGGUGCGAUCGCGGGUAUCGUAGUCGGUGCCGUGGUAGGGGGAAUCCUCAUCAUCGCCCUCCUCUUCUUCUUCUGGAAGCGACGACAAGCGAAGAAGAACGCCGAACAACAAGCACAGCCUCGGGGACCCGGAAACCAGCAGGAGAUGUCCUUCCACAACAAUGGACAAGCCCACAUCAUGGAGUCGCCGCACAACAAGCUCGUGUCACCUUACACGUCCACCUACGCGCCGUCGGUGGCUAACACGCACCAGGACUACAUGUACCAGCCCAGCUCGCCUUCGCCGCAGAUGCCGACGACGCAAUGGGGCGACAAUGGAUACCACCACCACAACCAGCAGCGUGGCUACGUGCCCAGCAUGGUCUCGAGCAACGACCACGGCGACGGAUGGAACAAGCCGCCGCAGCCGUAUAUGGCACAGGAGCUUCCCUCCGAGGACGUUGUCGUCGAGCUGCCGGAGGACACAGCCCCAGCACCCGCUCAACAGGGUGACAGGAAGUAG